GCGGGGCUCCCGUUACGCUUCAUCUAGGCUGUCUUGGGGGGUUCAGUCUUGCGGAGUUGGUCUUGGUCUUGGUCUUGGUCUUGGUCUUGGUCUUGGUCUUGGGGUUCGUUUGAGCCUUGGGGAUUCCUGGAUACAUUCAUUUCAUCAUCUAAAAAUGGAACAACGAGUAAAAGACCACCGAUGCAGACAAUAAGUCUUACUACACAGAUUCUACAUAUACCGAGUCUAUCUAUGUAAGUAGGCCAUUUCCAGAUUUAUACCAGCGACAGCUCUCCUCUGCUCACCUCCCAGAAGAAUCUUAUACCACAACCAAUCAACAACCUCCUAAUCCACAAUUCUUACUCUGCUCCCACAACUUCCCCUUCCCCUUCCCCGACCUUGCUGAUUCUCGCGCUGCACUGUUUUGAGCUACAGUACUCAAUUCAUGGAUCACCAUCCUAUUUGCCAGCCCAUCUUUAGACUCCAAGAUACCGACUCUGCCAAUGUCAAUGUGCCAGUAGCCCCCAAAAUAUCUGAAGCGGCCGACAGCGGAUCAUAUACCAAAACUGCAGUGCAUCAAAAAUACGGAGUAACCAUUCAUUCCCCUGACCUUGUUUGUUUGGCACGGUACGAAAGGUAACCAGAGCCCGUGGCUGGAGAAAGAGUGAGGAGAUUAUUCCACGAUUGAUUGAUCGAUUGAUUGAUUGAAUAAUUGAUUGCCUGCUUGCUUGAUUGAUCACUCGCUCAGCUUAAAAUCUAGCAUUUCCUUCAUAUUUUAACACUUCACUUUUUUCAUCUCAUUCUUUUCUUGAAAG
Messenger RNA from Sclerotinia trifoliorum, 794 nucleotides. The record is from the annotation of a GenBank genome assembly. NCBI's taxonomy places the organism in Eukaryota, Fungi, Ascomycota, Leotiomycetes, Helotiales, Sclerotiniaceae.